This is a messenger RNA of Cannabis sativa, 1941 nucleotides long. Its product is annotated as zinc finger CCCH domain-containing protein 6. The transcript is spliced from 4 exons. Lineage: Eukaryota; Viridiplantae; Streptophyta; Magnoliopsida; Rosales; Cannabaceae. The record is from RefSeq and is a predicted model, not a curated record. Gene Ontology annotation, molecular function: metal ion binding. Bases 419 to 1753 code for a protein of 444 amino acids.
CACUCAGUUAAAAUUGUUAAACAGAUACGAAAUCGGACACCCGAGAAGUCCAACUGUUAGAUUAUAAAUUAAAAAAAAAAGAAAGAAAAAAAAGGGAUAUAUACGAACUGCUAAAGACUAAACCAGAGGAUUUAGGGUUUCAUUUUGAUGGCUCUGUUGCUCCCUCUGGCCUAUGGAUUUCGAUUGGCGUUGGUCCCCUCCUCCUUGCAAUUGCGAUUAGAUCGCUUGAACUUCCUCUAAUUAGGGUGAGAUUGUAUGGCGGUACUUCGAGGUGGAUUUUAGGACGCUGUAAACAUUAGGGUUUUCAAUCUGAGUUUUUAGGGUUUAUUACAUUAUUUAUCGGACACCUAAAACUAAUACCAGGAAAUCGGAGCUGGAAGACAAGUAUUGUUGAGAGGAUUUUACUGGUUCUUUAAAAAUGCGAGAAUCGCACAAAUCGAAAAGGGUCUCUUGGGCUUCAGAUGUAAACCUUUGUCAGGUUAAGCUGUUUUUAUGCGAAGAAUCUCCUUCACAAGUUGGAGUAGAUUCUCAAGACCACCUUCAAGCUAAGGCAUUCCUAUCACAUUCAACUGGAGCCAGCUCUGACGAUGUUCUACCUCCAGGCUUUGAAGGAGCUCACUCCGCAAAUUUGUUACAAACCAAAUUGUCUCAAAUUCCUAUUGUUGAAUGGAGAUGUCCUCCAAAGUUUGUAUUAAACUUGGCUUGGUGCGUGGUUGCUGGGGAAGAAAGUCAAGAAGCUAGUAUCCAAAAUCAAAGGGAAAUGAGAGUACUAGAAGCAGUUUAUCCACGCCCAUCUGCCAUUCCGCCAAACUCCUCGGACAUGUUAAACAUAGAUGAUUCUCCUUAUGAUGAUGUGCGAACUCCGUCAAUACCUAUUACGGCUAUUGAAGAUGAAGAUGUAGCCGAUUCAUCAUCCAAACCCAUGAUGCCAUUUAGUUUUCCCAUGAAGACACAGUCUAUGCAACAGUCCAUUGGAGCUCCAUCGUCAUCGCAACAUGGUGCACCGAACAUGGCACAUCCUCCUGACAUGGAGAAGCUAGCGGCAGGAUUGGUUCCCAGCACAGAACCAGGUAUUUUGGCUGCUGCUUUGACUGGACUAGUGAACAACGAGCAGGGGAACUUGAUAGACCAUGAAUUGCUUCUAAAGAUUCUUAGUAACCCGAUGAUGGUUGAGCAAUUAGUCACAGAAUUCGGAACCCCCAACCCCGUCUCACAGAACACGCCCAUUACAAGGUCACCUCCAAUAAACAUAUCAGAACCACUUCCUUCUCAGGUUAAUCGGACACUGUCGAGCAUACCUGUAUCAGCUGCUACAUCAAGUGGAGCUCAUUAUCCCAUUGGGGCUGCCAUGGGACACCUAACAAAUUCACAUUCACGGUUUCCACCCCCUCCGCCGGUUCCAGCUCCCUGUCCACCGUCACAGGUAAAUGCUUCUGCGAAAGACAUAAAUUACUACAAGAGCUUGAUUCAGCAACACGGAGGAGACAGGCAAGAGAAUCUGAACCCUCCACAAUAUGGUAGCCGUUAUAAUCACCAAUCAGCGAUGAGCCAGGAAAUAGUUAACAGCCCUAAACCGAGAGAGUCAAAGCCGAAAAUAAUGAAACCUUGCAUAUAUUUUAAUAGCUCAAGGGGCUGCCGGCAUGGAGCCAAUUGUGCGUAUCAGCAUGAUGUAUCAUACCAGCAGCGUGGUAGUUCCAUGUCAGAGGUGCAGAAUGCAAAGAGAACCAAAUUUGAUAGAGAAAUUAGCAGUUAAAAGUUGUAGUUCCCGUUUGUACAUUUUUCCAUGGGGGAGUCGUGAUUCAGCUUGGAUUUUUCCUCCUUUACCAGCUUUCUUUUUGUUAGCUUAAAAAAAAACGAAAAAAGUUAAAAAUUGCUUAAUUUGUUUACCCUUUCUUGUUUGAAACAGUAUAAAGAUAAUAUUCAGAUCUAUAUUUUCCCAAA